GGAGUGCCCUUGACGGGCAGGCCGGCUGGGCUCUGCAUCCCUCUGCUCACACUGCCGGGAGAUGGCUCAGCGGCUUCUCCUGAGGAGGUUCCUGACCUCAGUCAUCUCCAGGAAGCCUCCUCAAGGUGUGUGGGCUUCCCUCACCUCUACGAGCCUGCAGACCCCUCCGUACAAUGCUGGUGGUCUAACUGGAACACCCAGCCCUGCCCGGACAUUUCACACCACCAGAGUCUGUUCAACAACCUUUAACGUCCAGGAUGGACCUGACUUUCAAGACAGAGUUGUCAACAGUGAGACACCAGUUGUCGUGGACUUUCAUGCACAGUGGUGUGGCCCCUGCAAGAUCCUAGGACCUCGGUUAGAGAAGAUGGUAGCCAAACAGCACGGGAAGGUGGUGAUGGCCAAAGUGGACAUUGACGAUCACACAGACCUUGCCAUUGAGUACGAGGUGUCUGCUGUGCCUACCGUGCUGGCCAUCAAGAACGGGGACGUGGUGGACAAGUUUGUGGGGAUCAAGGACGAAGACCAGCUGGAAGCCUUCCUGAAGAAGCUAAUUGGCUGACAAGCAGGGAAGAGGCCAGACUGCCCUUGCCUGCUGGAAACCCAUUUGGGGAGGAACCUAGUAGAACUCCCAGCCCUCAGCUGUCAUCCUUCGUGCCCUGCCCCCGUUUUGUCCUUGUGGGUCUUGCCUUUGGGCAGCAGACUUCCAAACCUAGAAGCCACCAGCACUUCAGAGCCAGCCCUCAGCCAGGAUGGCCAGGAGAGGGGCAAUGCUGCCGAUGGUGUGGAGGAGGGGCAUCCUGAGCACCUCCUACUGUGUGCUCCUCCUGUGCACCUACUGUGUGCUUCUUCUAGGGCUUGUUGCUAUUCCCCUAGAUGCUAGACAAAGCCUGGGCCAGCCUGUAGUCACCGCCCAGGCAAUGGCCCAGUCCUCGUCUCUGAGGUCCUCUGAUCUGAAGCCUCAGCCCCACACACACACAUUUGCCUCUGGUGUAUUUCCUCUCCUGCCUCUGCUUGAAAAGGAAACAAGAAGCUGAACAAGUGAGAGUAAUGGAUAAUUCUCUCAUCUUUUGUAGGUCUGUAAUAAAGAACUUUAUGUGA
Rattus norvegicus (Norway rat) is the source of this 1101-nucleotide messenger RNA. It is a transcript of the gene Txn2, whose product is annotated as thioredoxin 2. Bases 62 to 562 code for a protein of 166 amino acids. Gene Ontology annotation, molecular function: protein-disulfide reductase activity. The record is from RefSeq and is marked provisional. The transcript is spliced from 4 exons. NCBI's taxonomy places the organism in Eukaryota, Metazoa, Chordata, Mammalia, Rodentia, Muridae. Gene Ontology annotation, cellular component: mitochondrion; cytoplasm.